GCCCACCAGCCUGAUGCCUGCCUGGAGGUUCCUGUUCCUGAUCUGGGUGGUGGUGAAGGCUUCCCAGGCCUGUCCCUCACCCUGCACCUGCCAGGCCUUGGAGACGAUGGGGCUGAGGGUCGACUGCGAGGGACAGGGGCUUACAGCCCUACCUGCCUUGCCAGCCCACACUCGCCAACUCCUGCUGGCCAACAACAGCCUGCGCUCAGUGCCCCCGGGUGCGUUUGACCACCUGCCCCAGCUGCAGCACCUGGACGCCACGCAGAACCCCUGGCACUGCGACUGCAGCCUCGCCUAUCUGCGACUCUGGCUGGAGGAUCGCAUGCCCGAGGCCCUUGUGCACAUCCGCUGCACCAGUCCUGACCUGGCCGCCCACCGCCCGCUGGGCCAGCUGACAGGCUACGAGCUGGGAAGCUGCGGCUGGCAAUUGCCGGCAUCCUGGGGAUCCCCAAGGUUCUGGUGGGAUAUGGCUUUGGUGGCUGUAGCUGCGCUGGGCCUGGCUCUCCUGGCUGGCCUGCUGUGUACUUCUAGAGAGCCCAUGACCGUGACAUAAGCCAGGCAGCCAGGCCCAGGGCAGUCUCCCAGGCCCACAGCCCUGGUCAGCCCAAAGUGAGGCCGAUGAGCACCUUCGUGUGAGAGCAAAAAACAUUACUUGUGCCUCAGGACUGAGUCUGGCCCCUUCUUGAAGGUGGGUUCAUUUUGUUUUAACAAAAUACAGGCCACAGUGACUCUAUUGCUCCCAUUUCCCACCACCUCUGGGUCCUAGGACUCCGGCUCUCACAGACUC
Perognathus longimembris pacificus (Pacific pocket mouse) is the source of this 787-nucleotide messenger RNA. It is a transcript of the gene Gp9, whose product is annotated as glycoprotein IX platelet. Gene Ontology annotation, molecular function: protein binding. The coding region runs from base 14 to 553 and encodes 179 amino acids. The record is from RefSeq and is a predicted model, not a curated record. The transcript has a single exon. Lineage: Eukaryota; Metazoa; Chordata; Mammalia; Rodentia; Heteromyidae.